This is a messenger RNA of Symbiodinium sp. CCMP2456, 693 nucleotides long. NCBI's taxonomy places the organism in Eukaryota, Dinophyceae, Suessiales, Symbiodiniaceae. The record is from the annotation of a GenBank genome assembly.
AUGAAUCGAUGCGGCUGCAUGCCACGUGCUGCUAGAGUGUGUGCAGUCGCCUGGGCUUUGACGGCUUUGGGCCUUUUACCAGGAUACAUGGGGCUUUGGCCACGCUGUCCAGAUGUCCCGGACCAGCAGCGGACAAGUCAUUCGUGCCGCCGGGCUUCACGCCGCAUGCGGGGGCACUCUGCCGCCCUGGACAUGUACAUCGUCGAGAUUCCAGAGCUGUCAGCGAAGGUGGCAAUCACACCGUGUCCUGGAAAGCGAGAGCGUGAUCUGGGCGCAGAUCUGGAUGCCGUAAAGUCUUGGGGAGCAGAGGCAGUUGUCACCCUGGUGCAGGAUGACGAGCUGCGAAUGCUAGGCGUAGAGGACAUGAAGACUGCGGUGGAGAGCCGUAAGAUGAAAUGGUUCCACUGCCCGGUGCCAGACUUCAGUGCUCCCGGAAUGUUUUUCGAAGGUUGCUGGGUCCAGCGUGGCGACGGUGAGAAAGUCAGAAAGAUUUUGCGCAAAGGCGGCAAAGUUGUCGCGCACUGCCGAGGAGGAAUCGGUCGAGCAGGCACCAUCGCCUCGCGCCUGCUCAUCGAGUUGGGCGUUGCUAGCCCUGAAGAAGCCUUGCGCCGUGUGCGCAGGGCACGCCCUGGUGCCGUGGAGACGUGGGAUCAGGAGAACCAUGUGCUGCAAUUGACGGCUGUGAAGGAGUAA